Messenger RNA from Paramecium sonneborni, 1982 nucleotides. Lineage: Eukaryota; Ciliophora; Oligohymenophorea; Peniculida; Parameciidae. The record is from the annotation of a GenBank genome assembly.
GGAUAAAACAUCACAUUAAAUAUGAAUCAAGAAGCUUAAUACACAACUGAAUUUGGAGGAAUAUCCUCUUUAAUUAUUAUUGUUGUUGUCGUGUUAUUCUUCUUUUCAAACAUCUUGGAUUUUUUUGCAAAAACUUAGGUUUUUACAGAUGAUGAGACUUUAAUAUCUAAGGAUCCAUUAUUAUUAGAACUUAAUUCUGAAAAUUAUAUAUUCGCUGUCUCAAUUGAACAAGCUAACUUUUCUAUUAAUCCUUUUUUUAACAUUUCGAUAGAGUAAAGGUAAUUUAUUCAAUGAAAUAAGAUAAUAUGACAGAGAUGAUAAUGGAGUUUUAAAGAAAACAAUAUCAUAUAUAUAACUUUAAGAAUGCAAAUUUGAUUAAUUUGAUAAAGUCUUUUCUAAGCAAGGAAUUAAUUUUACCGAAUAAUUCAAUACAUUGGGAUUGAAAUAUUGGUUAUGCCCUAAGUAAUUAAUUAAAAUAACUUUAGAGAUGAUUUUAAAAUACUUUUGAAAGGUUCUUAUUCAAGUGAGGAAUUUUAAUUUGUUAAACUUAUAGUAAAAUAAUGUGAAAAUUCAACAUCUAAUUAAAUUCAAUCUUGGAAUCCAGUUUGUGCUGAUGAGUAGGUUAAACAAAAAUAUUUGGCUAAAGAAGGAUAAUUUAAACUCUAACUCUACUAAACUAAUACAAUAAUUAAUUAGAAUAAACCCGAAAAUUAUUUAACCUAGUUUUUAGAUAGUGAUAUGUAUUUUACAUUUGUUCCGAAUAAACUGUCAAGAUAAGCUAAUAUUUAUUUUAGAGAAGCCAAAAUUAUCAAUGAUAAUAGUCUUUUACCAAUUUAGUAAUAAAUGUAUUUUAUUGUUAAGAGAUCUAGCAGAAUCAGCUGUGGUUGUUAGAAAAAAUGAAGACUUUAGAGAUUUGACAGAAUUAGGAAGAGAUACAGAUGAUUAAUAUGCAAUCAUUUAUUUAAGAAGAAGUUAAUUCACUUAAAUAAUAUCAAGAAAGUUUUAAAAAUUAGGAGAAUUAUUGUCUUAUCUCGGUGGUGUUGUUUAGAUAAUGAGAUUACUCUUUGGUAUUGUUAUAGUAUUUUGCAAUAGAUAAUUAAGUAAAUUCUUAAAAUAUUUAGUGUUAAUUGAAUUAUCUAAUAAAUUGUAUGAUUUUAAAGAAACAAAAUUAAAAAUAGUAGAAUAACCUUCUCCUCCAUAAAUUACUGGAGGUGUUCCAUAAGAUACUGCUAGAUCUAAAUAUAUAGAAGAUUAACUUAAUUCUCCUGAACCUGAUGUCAUUUUAGAUGUCAAUAAUGAUAUAUUCUAAUCUCCAAGUACAACAAAUAUCAAAGGUGCAAUAGACAAAAUCUUAUAUGAGUCUAAUCCCAUCAGAUUCUCAUUCAAAUUAUUUCUAAAUAAACUUACUUGUGGUUUAAUGUUUAAAGAUAGGAAUGCUAUCCUCCUAGAAAAAGCAAUUAAUAAAAUGAAUUAAGAUUUAGAUCUUCAUAGCAUUUUAUAUAAAAUUCAAGAAAUAAGUAAAAUAAAGAAAUUGUUAUUCAAUGAAUAGUAAAUGAUUUUAUUCAAUUUUACUCCUAAACCAUAAAUAUCUCUACAUUCUAACAGUAGAGUUCCGUCACGUUUAUUGAUACAUGAUUAAAAAAAAUCAAGAUUAAAAAGAUAAAAUAAUAUAGAUGGCAAUUAAUAAGAUUAAAUUUCAUGUUUGCUUUUGAAUGUACAAUUUCUGUAUUAAAUAGGCUUAUGCAUAAGUUAAGGAUGAGAUUCCAAGUGAAUUAUUAAGUAAUUGCUAAUUUAGAAUUAAUCAAAAAUUAAUUGAAUUGAUGAUUCAAGAAACAAAGGAUGCUGAUGUUUCAUAUAAACAUCUAUCAUAAUCACCUAAAAAACCUUUUAUAUCUUUUAAGUUUUAGAUUAAUGAUUAAUAAAAUGAUUAAGAUUAAAUCAAUGAAAAUAUUGAAAACCCCAUCAUUACACAAAAACAAUGA